Seriola aureovittata is the source of this 9400-nucleotide messenger RNA. It is a transcript of the gene cenpf, whose product is annotated as centromere protein F. Lineage: Eukaryota; Metazoa; Chordata; Actinopteri; Carangiformes; Carangidae. Gene Ontology annotation, cellular component: chromosome, centromeric region; nucleus; spindle pole. Bases 45 to 8516 code for a protein of 2823 amino acids. The record is from RefSeq and is a predicted model, not a curated record. Gene Ontology annotation, biological process: regulation of G2/M transition of mitotic cell cycle; mitotic cell cycle; metaphase chromosome alignment. The transcript is spliced from 38 exons. Gene Ontology annotation, molecular function: microtubule binding; protein homodimerization activity; dynein complex binding.
UUGUGUCUGCAAGUGGAGCGUCGCGCCCAAAUCAGGUUAUAAACAUGAGCUGGGCGGUGGAGGAGUGGAAGGAUGGACUUCCAGGGAAAGCCCUGCAGAAAAUCCAGGAGAUGGAAGUCCAGCUGGAUAAACUGAAGAAGGAAAGGAGCCAGAAACAGUUUCAGCUUGACUCCUUAGAGGCUGCCCUGCAAAAGCAGAAACAAAAGGUGGACAGUGAACGUACAGAGACCUCUUCUUUGAAAAGAGAGAACCAGUGUUUAGUAGAGUCAUGUGACUCUCUGGAGAAAAACCGUCAGAAGGUCGUUCAUGACCUCGGAGUCAAAGAGCAACAGGUGAGCUAUCUGGAGGGUCAGCUUAACACCUGCAGGAAGACCAUAGAAAGACUGGAGCAGGAGCUCAAGAAGUACAGAAAUGAAUUGGAUCGUUCUCAGCCAGCUGGCUCUUGCUCCUUGUCAUCCUCCUCCUCUGAGAUUCAGCCUUACACCACUCCACAGAAAAGUUUCUCUACCCCAGCUCCUGUUCCAGCCUACAGACAACAGGAUAAUAGACUAGAGGAGCUUCAGGAGAAGUACAGCCAGGAGGUAGAGGAAAGGAAAAAGCUGGAGACUGAACUCAAAGUCUUGCAGGUUAAACUGUUGAAUCAGUCAUCAGUCAGUGUAAGCCACAAGGACAUUGCUGCCCGCCAAGCUGGAUCUUCCAUAUUCCCAUGGCAACAACAAGAUCAGGCCCACAGCCGCCAGUCUCAGGAUGCAAUGGAAACCCCUCUGAAGAGGCGAGGGGCAUCCCUGUGGGACGCCCAUGAGGAGACACCUAUCAAACCCAACCAGAGAAUGAGCUCCUCCAGAGCAGCACAGAGUCCCAGUGGAUCCUAUCAACAGAUGGAGCAGCUGAAGACUCUCAACCAAGAACUGCGUGGCCGUGUGUCAGAGCUGGAGAGAAAUCUGUCCAAUCAGGAGAGGGAAAUUCGUAGCCAGGCCGUCAAGCUGCAGGAACUGCACACCCAACUUAACCAGGCCCGCAAAGACUUGACUGAACGGGACAGAGACAUCGCCAAGACUAGCCAUGAGCUGAGUCAGGUUACAGACAGACACCAGCAGGCCGAGGCCAAGUGUUCCUCAAUUGAGCAGAAGCUGAAACAAGUCACAGAGGAGAUGAACUGUCAGAGGCACAAUGCUGAAAGCUGCAAACGAACCCUGGAGCAGAAACUCAAAGACCAAGAGAGAGACAGUCAGAAGGAGCUGGCCCAGCUGCAGAGUUCCCACAAUGCUUUGGAUCAGCAGCUGAACCAGACCAGAACCAAGCUAACACAAGAGGUCCAACAGUCCAAAAAAGACUACAAUGUACUGCAGGCUGACAUGGAGAAGAUGGGUUUCCAGAGGAGAGGGAUGGAGAAGGAGGUGGAGGAGCAGAAACAGAAACUGCUGAGGUCAGAGCAGAGCCUCCAGGCCAGCCAGACCAAAGAGCAGGACCUCCGCAAGAAAAUGGAGGAGCUGCAGAAAGAGAAGAACAGUGUGACUGUCCAAUUGGAUCAAAGCAGCAGACGUUUGUCUCAGCUAGAGGAAGAGAAGAAGAGUGCAGACCAGAGCCUCAAACGCACACAGGGGCAACUAGAUGACCUCAAAGCAAAAUCAGAGGGACAGUUAGAAGAGCUGAAGAAACUUCAGUUGAAACUGGAGCAGCAGACUCAGGCUUCAGCCCGAGAGCUGGACAACUUGAGGAAAACACUUUCUGAUGCAGAAACCAAAAAUGACAGAUCUCAGAAUGAACUACAGAGACAGAAACAGGAGACAGAGAGGGUGACCAACAGGUUGAUGGACCUAGAGAAGGAGAGCCAAGAGCUGAAAUCCAAUCUCACUGCGAGUCAGAGUGAGUGUAAGGAACUGAAACAAGAACAUCAAGCUUUGCUGGAGUGGAAGAAAGAGAAGGAGACCAUGAUUAAUGAAACUGAAGCUGUGCAAAAGGAGCUCAGGGACAAAAUUAACAACUUGGAGAACAGUCUCAGCUCCCUGAAUGAGACUAAUGAUGAACUUAAGAAGCAGCUCAUGAGUGUGGAGGCAAACAAGGCAAGUCUGUCCGCUCACAUCGAUUCCUUGAAGGGAGAACUCCUCAACAAAAGCACCGAGUUGGAGGAGAGAGAACACCAGUACAAGGAGCUCCAGUCUCAACUCUCUGAGGCUGGACAGAAGCACACCAAAGACCUGGAGAAUGUUGGUGUGCAAGUGGCACAGCUCGAAGCUCAGGUCAAGAAUCUGGAGUUGCAGCUGCAAAAGGAAAUAACUCGAGCAGAGGAAGCUGAGAAGACAAACACUCAGCUGCUGGACGAGCACCAGGCAGCCUGUGACCUGGUCCGCUCCAAAGACCAGCUGGUGGAGCUGGGCCAGGCUGAAAUCAGCCAGCUGAGAGAGAGCCUCUCACAGACCACUGCUCAGCAGGAGGAGCAAAAUGCCAGGUUGGCGGAAGAGAAGGCAACCUUGCUAAAGCAAUGUGAGGAGAGUGUUUCAGUGAAGAUUGAAGAGACAGAGCAGAUCAAGCUGCGGUUUGAGGAGUCUCAGCAAGAUCUGCUGUUCACCAAAACUCAGGUCAGUUCCAUGCAGCAGUUCCUGAAGGUCCAGGAGCAACUGGGAGCUGAGUUGCAGAAAGAAAUUAAGAUACUAUCAGACAAUCAAGAGGAACACAAAAAGAUAUAUGAGAAAAAAUCAGAAGAGCUCAAACUGUUAGAGGGGGAGCUGAAGGACCAACAGGGUCAGACAGAAGAGAAGGAGAAGCAGCUCGGAGAGGCUGAAGCUCAGAUUUUGUCUCUUGAGAAACAAAAGGCUGAGCUGGAAAAUGUAAUGCAACAGAUGAAGAAAGAAACAGAGACCAUCCAGCAUGUUGAGACCGAGAAGAUCAACCAUCUUCUGGAGCAGAUAUCUUCCUUAGAAGAAAUGGUGGCUUCAAACAAUGAUGCAGCGGAGAAGCUUCCGGUUUUGAAGAAUGAACUGGAUGUGGUCAACCAAUCGCACACUGACCUUAAAAAGUCUCUAGAAGCUCUUGAGAAGAGUCACUCCUCUACUAUUCAAAUCAAGUCCAACCUGGAGAACACCCUGACAGAGAAAAGUAACCUGGUCUCUGCUUUGGAGAAAGAGGUCAAAGAGCUCACAGACAAGAUGAGUAAAGAGUUGGAGAGUCACGCUUCAGAGAUUGAGAAUUUCCUCAACAAAGAGAAGAACCUUAAAGAGCAGCUCCAAGCCACUAAGCAGUCAGUAACUGCUGCCAAAGCUGAAUUGAGUUCUCGUCGAGAGGAGAUCAGGACCAUGAAGACAACUCUGUCUGCUGCUUCACACGGGUUGGAAGAGAGAGACAACACAAUAAAGAGUCUGAAGGAGAAGCUAAAUAAAGCGGAGGCAGAGCAGGCCAAAACCUCUGAUCUCCUGAAGGAGAAGAUGGCCGCCAUGAACAAAAUCAAGGUGCAGCUGGAGAUGCUGCAAAUGGACUUGGAAGACAACGAGACAGCCAUGAACACUUUUGACAGUCAAGUGGAGGAGCUGAAGGGAACUAUAGAGUCACUGGAGGCCCAGCUCGCUCAGAAUGAGACCCAGAUGUCUGACAUGGAGGCCAGGCUGGAGGACAGCAAAGCGCAGGUCUCUGUCUUGGAAUCCCGCUUAGAGGAGGUCCAAUCCCAGAACUCUGUGCUGGAGACACAAUAUGUCACAGCUAAGGAGGAGUUAUUCGACAGAAGCUGUGAAAUAACUCGUCUGGAAGAGGACGCUGUGAAAGGAAAACAGCUUGAGGAGAGUGUUGCCGCAUUAGAGUCUAAACUCUGUCAGAUCACAGAGGAAAACAUCAAGUUAGAGACAGCGCUCAGGCAGAUAACUGAAGACAAAGAUAAUGAUCUCAACCAGUUUCUCCAGGAGAAAAACAUCUUUGAGACUACUUUGAAACAAUUAACAGACAACAAAGAGCAAGUAGAAAAUGAAAUCAUUCAAGUAAAGGAACAGCUAGAGGCUUUAGAGAAGCUAUCCGAGGAGAACAAACAACUACAGACCACAGUUGAGCAGUUAACUGAAGAAAAGCUCCAAACAGAUACAAAGAUUGAUCAAAUGACUGCUGAGAAACUUGACGCUGAAUCAACCGUUAGACACGUCACUGCGGAGAAAGCCCAGCUAGAUGUUACCCUCAAUCUGAUAAAUGAGGAGAAAAUACAACUUGAGGCUAAAAUUAGUGAACUAACAUCUGAGAAAAAUGAUUUGGUUACCAACUUGAAUCAAGUAGUUGAGGAAAAGCUUCAGCUGGAAAUUAACUAUAGUCAACUGACUGAAGAGAUCAUCGAACUACAGUCUAGUGUGAAUCAAGUAACCGAAGAGAAGCUGCAGUUACAAGAAAGCACUGAGAGGCAUGAAAAUGAGGUGGCGUCACUUAAAGGGGAGAAGGAGAGCAUCCAGCGCUUGCUCCAGGCCUCGGAGCAGGAGCACCAGAGGACUGAGGAGGAGAACAGAGAGAGGAGCCACCAGUUUGAGGCAGAGCAGGCCCAACUGCAUCAAAAGCUGGCGAGCUUACAGAAGGAGCUGACUGUGUUCAGGCAGCAGUACGAGUCACUGUUGGAGCAGGUGGGCGAGCAACAAAGCACCAUACAACAGCUGUCAGAAUCACAGAGAACCGAGGGACCAGGAGAAGAAAUCAGCCACAUGGAGUCUGAGGAGACAGACAUUGGUGUUUCCCCAGUCGAAGCAGAAGGACAGAUUGAUGUGGAGCUAACACAUGAUUCAAGUACAAAUACUGAGUCCCUUCGAGUUAAGCAGCAGCUGAGCCCUGUAGUGUCUGAACUGGGUGAACUUUCACACCAGUCUGACGAGGCUUUCAGUGAGACAGAGCCGGUCUUCAAGGAGGAAGUCAUUGAUCGAGAAGUGAUCCAAGAACAUGUGGAGGAGGAGAGGCAGGCAUGUGUGGUUGAUGUAGAGGAAAUGAGAAGUAAUGAGGAGGAGCAACUACACCACCAAGAGCAACCCUCAGAUCAGGUUCCUGAAGACAGCAGUCGUCCCAGAGAUGUUCUUGAAAAUGACCCUGAAGUCUGUGAAAUGUCUCGACCCAUGUCCUCCUUGAGUGAGACCAAAGAAUUAAAAUCCCCUGCGAGAGACUUAUCCAAGGGACAAGAUGACCUCACCCACUACAAAGAAAUGAUCACAAAACAAGAAAAUGAGCUCCAGACCCUGCGCUUAGAGUUUGACCGUCUGAACUCUGAACUGGCACUGAGAAAGGAGCUGACAUCUGAACUGGAAGUCCAAGUUACAAACUUGGAAAAGAAAGUUCAUGCAGCAGAGGAGGAGGCACGUAGUGCAGCACAUAAACUGAACAUUACUCUGGAGGAGAAGACGGACCUUGCUGACCAGUUGGUGCGGCUGUCAGAGGAGAGGGAGACGUUAACUCUACAGCUACAAACAGCUAAAUGUCAGCUGGCUGAUGUUAUAGAGAUGCUGGAAGGACUGGAGAUGGCCAAAGGUGGAUGCGACGAGAAGUUCCUUCAGCAGGAGAGUGAGUUGAAGAGGGUUCGCUCUGAGAAAGCUAACCUGGAGCAGCACAUCCUGGGCAUGGAGUCUGAGCUGGAGACCAUGCAGGAGGAGAGGACCAGACUGCAGGAUGAGAUGGAGACUAAGAGGAGGACUUGUUCAGGCAUGGAGCAGCAGAUAGAAACACUCAUGACAGAGACAAGCCAGCUGAGGUCUGAGCUUGUGUCCUGCACUGAGGAGCGAGAUGAGCUGAGCCAGUCUUUGGGGCUCUGGAGAGAGAAAGUUCACAGUCUGGAGAAAACGAACUGUGACACCAGGAACCUAAUUUCCAUCCUGGAGGAUGACAUCAGAGCAGGGAGGAAGGAGUAUGAAGCCCUGCAAGGCAACAUGGAGAAACUGAAGACAGAGAGGCAACAGCUGUGGGAGCAGAUUAACGUGCAGGAGCAGGCAAUCUCUCAACAGAGUGGAGAAAGAGAGGAGCUUAUUGGCCAUCUCAACCAGAUCAAAGAAGACCACAGCUCUGUCAAUCAAAACACUGAGUCCAUGGUCAGCAAGAUACAGGCUUUAGAGGGAGAAGUGAACCGUCUUUCACAGUCUCUAGAGUCCUCUCUACUGGAAAAAGGAGAGAUUGCCUCUCGUCUGAACGCCACACAAGAUGAGGUCCAACAGAUGAGGACUGGUAUUGAAAAGCUUCAGGUCCGCAUUGAGUCAGAUGAACGAAAGAAAAAGAAGAUGGGAGAGCUGCUGAAAGCUGCCCAGAGAAAGUCAGACUUGCUGCAAGAUCGCAUUGAUGCCCUGGAGCGAGAGAAGGAAGAUGUAGAGCAAAGUCUAGAGGAAGCUUUUCUACAGGCUGAGACAGCCAAAGCUGAGCUGGAGGAGGAGAGGAGAAAGGUGGAGGAGGAAAAGGCAAAGCUCAGUGAGAAACUAUUGGAGCUCUCUGCCAUGCUGGAAAGCCUGAGAUCUGAGAAACAACACAUGGAGAGAGAGUUGGAAACAAAACACAGAGAGAUAGAGGAACUGAAGGCUGCUAAAGAAGAGCUGGAGAGAGGAUUGGAGAAGGCCGAGGUAGAUAGGAGAGAGGAAGAGGAGAGACACAAAUACAGGGUAGAAGAGCUUGAGAAAGGGCUGAGAGAGGAAGCAGAGAGACAAAUUAGAGAAGUUGAUGGCCUCCAGGAGCAGCUGGAAGCCUCUCGUCAGAGGGAGAUCUCACUUGAACAAAAGAGCGCAGAAACAGAAGGGGAGAAAGACAGGGUGCAGUCUCUGCUGGUAGAGUUGGAGAAAGAGAAACAGUGUCUGCAGAGUUCUCUGGAGGAGUGGCAGACAGAGGGAGACAGGCUCCGCUCUCAGGGAGACGAGUGGGAGAAGGAGAGAAACAACCUGAGGGCCCGUAUUGAGGCUUUAGAGGGCGAAAUUAAGGAGCUUAAAACACUCAUAAAAGCUAAAGAGGAAGAGAAAGACGUUUUAGAAAAGGAGUGGGAGGAAGAAGCAAAUCAGAGACAAGCCUCAGUGAAAUCCUUCUCAUCUCUUAUGGCAGAGAAAGAACAGAUAGAAGGAGAAAAUGGACGAAUGGUAGAGGAAAAAGAGACACUGCAGUCCACCUUACUGUCAGUGGAACAAGAGAGAAAUGAGCUGCGCUGCACUCUUGCUUCUGUAAAAGAAGAGAAGGAAAGACUAGAGCAAGAGAGGGAGGUGGUUGCUAAUGAGAAAGAGAAGCUUCAAACUAGACUUUCUUUGAUAGAAGAGGAGAAACAUGACAUGCAACAAACUCUUUCUUCACUCAAGCAAGAGAAGGAAAGAAUAGAGGAGGAGAAACAGAAGUUAGAGGUUGAAAAACAGGAAUUGCAGUCUUCUCUUUCUUUGAUUGAAUCAGAGAAAGAGAACCUGUGCUCAGCUCUGUCUGUACUGGAAAAAGAGAAGCAAAGAGCAGAAGAAGAGAAAGAGAAACUCUCAGAGAGCCUCCAGUCUACUGUUGCCUCUAUGGAGAAAGACCUGGAAACACACAAAUUGUCCGUCGCACAAUUCAAUGAGCAGGUGUCAGAUCUAACAUCUCGUGCCGCUCGUCUGUCCAAAGAGAGAGACUCUGCUCUCAGCAAGAUGAAUCUUUGGAUGAAAACCUGCAAACAGCUGGAGCAAGAGAAGCAAAUGAUGUUAAACAGCUCAGGAAACAAAAAGAGCACUGAGGAGGAAAAAACCAAGGAGAUGAAAGAACUUAAGGCUGCUCUCGAUGAAAGGAAGAGUGAAUUAGAAGAAAAAGAUAAAGAGCUGGAGGAGAUGAAGAGUGAGUUGGAAGAAGUGAACAAACUUCUGGAGGAGAAGAGCACAGAGGCUGAUGAGAGCAUGGAUAAAUACUGCAGUCUGAUGGUUGAAGUUCACAAACUGGAAGAGGCGAACAAUGCACUGACCAGUCGGCUGGAACAGAUUACCGUUAGCCAACGUGCCAAUGAGGCUAACAUUCAUUCUAGCAGUGCUGUCAAUGCUCAUCUCCGGCGCUCAGGAAGGAAGUCUUCCUCGAAACAUCAGGGAGAAAAGAUGCAUGAAAACAUGGAGAACAUGGCUCCCUCAACACCUCAGAGGUCAUCUCCAGGGAAACGGGGUCACCGUGACAUCAGUGAUAAAGACAGCGCCCAAGAGGCCCUGCACAACCUGACAAAGAAGAUCAAAGCUAAUGCAGCGACUACGCCCAAACCAAGGACUGAACAGGACGAUGAGUUCAGGCCAGAGGGACUUCCUGAGCUGGUGCAGAAAGGCUUUGCUGAUAUUCCCCUCGGGGAGAUGAGUCCAUUCAUCGUGAGGAGAACCACAGUGAAACGCUGCAGUCCUCGGCUGGCUGCCAAGCAGACUGUUCUCACAUCUGCCCCUGAUGGCAAGCUUUUGGGGCCCACACCACUUCAGAGUCCCUCUGCAGACAGCUCCAACACGAAGAGUCUCUCCCCAAGCAGCGAGGAGAAACCUGUGUGUCAAUCACUCAGCUUACUGAAAACACCAGAGCAAAAACACCAAACACAUCAAGGAGACAACUGUCACGUUCAGUAGAUUGAUGUACACACACACACACACAGUCUUGCACUUGUGAUUUAUUUGUAGAAAUAUAUAGAUACAAAUGCCUAGAUACACAUAAGAUUAACACACACAUUAUAGCUAAAAGUGCUAAACACUCACAAUGCACCUUUUCUUCCCCCUUCUGUUUGGGACUGGGGCAGGGGCUGUAGCAAAAGCACAGACUAUACUUCACUUGUUCUUUCCAACCUGUUCGUAGCUGAUACUCAUGAGAAAUAAAAGCAAUCACUAACCCAAGUAAGGUGAUGAGGCAGUGGGAAAAUAUCCAAGCACUGAUUUUUUUCAUAGCACUGUUUGUCAUUAUGCUCUGUUUUGACUGAAGUUGUCUGUGUCUUUGAAAUGUCAAAAAAAAAAAAAUGUAUCUAAGCGUUUUAGGAUGAAUGAAACACCAUUGUUUUGUAAUGCCUCUGAAUGUAUCUUCAUCUCUUCACUUGGUAACAGUCUGUUUAUCUUUACCACUGACUCACUGGUUGUAUUUUCUUUUCUUUUGUACUGUUCUUGUCUCCUUGGUGUGUUUUGAACUUUGUACAUGGUAGAUGAUAUGUACAGCUAUGCUUCAUCUAUAUGUCCUGUAACAUAUCAGCUAAAUGCUAAUGGCAGCUAACUUUGUGUAGAUUUUCUGCUCUGUUUAAUUCUUUUUAAAUUUUUUAAUUGUUGAAGUCAAGACAACAAAUCUGAUGAACAUAGUUUUUGUUAAGACUUCUUUCUUUUUGCAGCAAAUGCUGACAGCAUAUCUGUAUUUCAUCACAGUAUCUGUUUUUAUUUAGGUGUAGAUUCAUGUUAUUGAUCAUUGUAAAUAGUUAAUGAAGCCAAAUAGUUCAACAUGACUUUUUUACUAAACCUUUCUUAACUGCUUCAUA